UAGAUAAUGAACCUAAUGAAUUAAUUAAUCGAUAUUUUCAAUAACAAAAAUUGUAUUUUAAUAAAGCGAUAAAUUGGGGAUCUUCUGUUCAAAUAUUUCAAUUAAAAAUGGUUAUAAGAAACGUGUAUAAAGCCACUAGUAUUAAUUACCAUAUUAAAAACUAUUUACCUAAUUUAAUUAUUUUUUCUGGAUACCCUGAGUCAAGAAAAAAUUUAGUUGCAUUAGCUAAUUUGAUUACGAAGAAAAAUGGUGUACAGAUGUGUGUCAAUAUUGAAAAGACAUCGCUUACGCCGAGUCAAAAGAAAAUAUGCCUUGAAAAAGGAAUUCAAUGGUUAAAGAAUUCUAGAAUCAAAUCUCUAUAUGUUGUCCUUGAUAACACAGAAUUGGAUUUAGCUACUCGUAUAAUAUAUAGCUGUGGACAUGGACAAUUGAAACCAAAUAUAGCAAUGGUUGGAUACAAAUUCGAUUGGCUAAAUUGUCCGAAUCACGAUCUUCAAGCUUAUUUAAAUAUUUUCAAUGUGUCACAUAUGAAUAACAUAUCAACAGUCAUGGUUCGAGUGUCAUCAACAGAAAGUUAUGAUAAUCAAAAUUCAUUAAUACAAGAUUUUAAGCACUUAGACAAAAAUGAAGAUAUUCCGUGCCGAAUAAAAUCAAAUCAAAAUAUAAGAAAUCAACAAAAAUUAAAAAAAAUGUUAUCACUGUAUCGAGUUAAAUUCGAUUACUUCGAUGUAAUUUUAGCAAAAACUACUAGUCCUACUUUGGCUACAACAUUGUCAUAUUUCAAUUCUCUAUUAGAACACACAGCUUCCAAGGAUUUUGGUAAUAGCAAUUUAGAAAAAGAACACAUYUCUAAAACGUUGUUUUUAAGAGAUUCAAUUAAAUUGCAUUCAAUUAAUUCUGAACUUAUCAUCUUAACGGCGCCAAAAAAUAACGAAAUCAAUUUAUUGUUCAUGUGUUGGAUAGAAACGAUUACUAGAGGGUUACCACCGUGUCUUAUUGUCAACGGGUGUUCAGGCCCAGUUCUUGCCAUCGAUGCUUAAACCAUAAAUAUAAUUACUAUAUAAUAUGUACGYACUCGUGAAUUUAUUUUCAUAUUAAUACAGAUUUCUAGUAAGCAGUUUUUUUGUUAUUAUUCGUGGCUAGAUUAUUGAGCCAAAACUAUUAAGGUCCAAUUUUUGGUUUCAAAUAUAAAGUUCUCAAAAGAAUUAUUUGUAAUUGUUAUUUUAUAACAUGCUAUAGAAAUGAUAUGUUGAAUUCAAAAAAAAAACUGUUACAUUUGCACUUCUUAGAAACGACGAAGUCAAAAAUAUUACAAUUUUGAGAGAUUUUUGAUGUGUCUAAAAAAAAAGAAAUUAGUUUUUYCAUAAAUACCUAUUUUUUCACAUAACCGGUGAUUCCACUUACCAACUCAUAAAAAAAAACUUUUAUUUUGGUAUUAACACUAUGUAAUUUUAUAC
Diuraphis noxia (Russian wheat aphid) is the source of this 1457-nucleotide messenger RNA. RefSeq names its product bumetanide-sensitive sodium-(potassium)-chloride cotransporter-like. The record is from RefSeq and is a predicted model, not a curated record. Gene Ontology annotation, cellular component: membrane. Lineage: Eukaryota; Metazoa; Arthropoda; Insecta; Hemiptera; Aphididae. Gene Ontology annotation, molecular function: sodium:potassium:chloride symporter activity. Gene Ontology annotation, biological process: sodium ion homeostasis; cell volume homeostasis; chloride ion homeostasis.